Messenger RNA from Panicum hallii, 645 nucleotides. RefSeq lists its product as uncharacterized. Bases 46 to 537 code for a protein of 163 amino acids. The transcript has a single exon. NCBI's taxonomy places the organism in Eukaryota, Viridiplantae, Streptophyta, Magnoliopsida, Poales, Poaceae. The record is from RefSeq and is a predicted model, not a curated record.
CUUGGGCCAACCGCCAGCUCUGCUGCUGCAAGCCUGCAACUAUACAUGCCCGCAUGUCACUGUCAUUUCUUCUCCUCCUCUCAUAGUCUGCAGCUACUUAUCCACUCUUCCUGGAAAGAUCAACAGACGCCAUCUCCAAUCCACAAGCUAGAUCUGGUCGAUCGCCCAUGCAUGGCUUCCCUGGGCAUGCUUACCAUCAACUCCACUCCACAUGCCUCGCGGGGCGGCGGGCCACGACCUGACGUCGCCGUGCCCAGGCCGAGAUCCUACUUCCUCUGCCAAAGCCAGCCGCCGGCCCGCGGCGGAGGCGGGGGAGGAGGAGGAGGGAAGAAGGGCCCGUGGUGGGCUGCCACGGCCGAGAGGCUGCGCGGCGACGUGGUGAAGGCGGGCAUGGCGGCGCGGGAGAGCCUGAGCCCCAAGCGGAAGGGCGACUGGAAGGACGUCACGCUGAUGAGCUUCUCCUUCGCCGUGUACGUGUACAUCUCCCAGAAGCUCGUCUGCACGUACUGCGCGUGGCUCUCCAUGAUCAAUCGCUAACUUGAUGCUGUAUAUAGUUGUCUAUACCGGUACCUAUGAUUGUUUUUUUAGACGCAUAUGGAGGCUGUAAUAUAUUUUGCUCCAAUAAAGCUGCACCUGUUACUGUUG